Messenger RNA from Soboliphyme baturini, 1266 nucleotides. Lineage: Eukaryota; Metazoa; Nematoda; Enoplea; Dioctophymatida; Soboliphymatidae. The record is from the annotation of a GenBank genome assembly.
GUGCAACUGUACGUGAAAGAAUCGCCACUCUUGAAUAUGAAUAGUAACGACAAUGCCCCAAACACGACGGAUCGUUUGUUCGACAACCGACAUUAUUCCGUAGACGUGCUGGAAAACUUACCGCCACCAGUGAGUCUGAUUGAUCUUAAUUGCAGCUACGAAAUUCAGCAGAAGCCGGUUUACUACGUGAUAAAUCGUGGCCAAUCCGACAAAUUCAAUAUUGAUGAAAAUACUGGGGUUAUCACGACCUUGGUGCCGUUGGACAGAGAAGAACAGAGUAUUCAUAUUUUGGUCAUAGCGUGCCUGAGAAGGAAGCAAAGACGUUCGAGGGAUUUAAAGGCGAACAUGAAUCUUCUCGAAACCGUGAAUGUCCGGUUCGACGAAGCACUAGUAAUAAUUAAAGUUGGAGACGUCAACGACAAUCCACCAAGUUUUGUCGAAUCGAAGAAGGACAUAAUAUUUCCGGUCGAAUUGGACUCAGGUUCAUUUCCCCGUUAUGUGGGCGUGGUGAAGGCGAUCGAUCCUGAUGUUAGCUCAAAGAUCAAGUUCUCCAUCGUUCACAAAGACGACGACGACUCGAAGAUGUUUCUUAUUAAUCGACACAACGGUGAGGUUCAGCUUCGUACGAGUUCGAAGGAUAUGUUGAAAACGCGGACGAAAUUCAAAUUUACCGUCAAAAUCACCGAUUCGGUUAACGAAGCGAUGAAGCAGGUUGUGGUGUUCUACCUAGCAACUCAGACGGGAAUCACGAUGACGUCAUCCCGCUCGGCAGACGUCAUCAGUUCCUACCGCAAGACACUAGAAAAGAAAUUUCAUAAGCUUACCGGCAAGGAAGUGAUCAUUGGACGAGCGGAUGACCUAGUUUUGGCCCAGUACAACGGGUCACAGGUUCAAAUUUACGGCAUCGAUCCUGCAACCAUGGAUGUUGUUCCACAAGCAGAGAUGGCCAGGUUGGUGGCAUCAGCCUUUGAGACCAUCCGUAAAGAUCUGACACCUUUGAAGCUUAUAAGCAUUUUCAGUCCGUACCCAGAGAUGCUGGACGGUUCGCCGUGGCUAUCAGCACCAGAGAUCAGUCUGAUCGUUAUUUCGUCGAUAGUUAUAUCGCUCACCUGUGCCAUGUUGUGUCUGUUCAUUCGUUGGUGCAAACGAAAAGAGGCGAAGCGGAUUUCACGGGAGUAUAUGAUCGACACAAAUCCUUAUGGAACCGAAGCGUACGAGGAGAAACAUCUUCGUGGCAUGUACUGGAAUUCGAACGAAAGUAGCUGA